AUGUAUCAAAGCGUUUCAACUUAUCCAGGUAUCACAUCGAUGAUAGUCCCAGUGUACAUCGCAGAGUCGUCUCCCUCUGCCAUACGUGGCCGUUUGGUGACGUUGAAUCAGCUGUUCAUAUGUAUUGGAAUUUUGUUAUCCAGCAUCAUUGCUGGACUCUUCAGUGUAUACAGGGAGACAGGAUGGAGGUACAUGUUGGGGUUGGGAGCUCUUCCAGCAUUAGUUCAGUUCGUAGCCUUCAUAUUUCUUCCCGAAAGUCCGCGGUGGCUGCUGGUUAAAGGUCGUCCGGACGAAGCACGUGCAGUUCUGGAACGCAUCAGCAGACAAGACGAGGUUGAUGCCUCGUUCUCGUCCAUUGUUGAAUCCUUGAAAACAGACGCCGAACGAUCAUCUAAGAGUAAUGUGGUCACCCAGAUAUGUACGACCCCCUACGUGAGGAAAGCGCUGUCUAUUGGUUGCGGGCUGUGCAUCUUCGCACAGUUUAGUGGAAUAAAUACCAUAAUCUACUACAGCGGGACGAUAAUGAAGAUGGCUGGAUUCCCUGUGAGACACGCCAUUUGGUUGGUGUGUGUUCCCAAUGCGGUCGUGUUUGUGGCUACGUUCUUUGGACUGUGGACCGUCGAGCGCUUCGGAAGGAAACCAUCUCUUUGUUUCAGUAUAGCAGGUGUAAUUUUAUCCCUGAUCGUUGUGGCUGUUGGAUUCCAACUAUCAAUCACAGACUCGCCUGCCGUAAACACAACUGUUUUGGAGAUUUACGACAAUGGUACACAAAUAACAAGAUGUCACCUGCAAUACGACAUGUGUGAAUCCUGUAUUGAGGACAGUGGGUGCGGUUUCUGCUACGAUGACCUUGCGCACGCCUCAUGUCUGCCAGCUCGAGACGACCUGGCGUCAUCAAUGGGGAGGUGCAAUUCUUCUGACGAAUCGUCACGAUACACGUGGUCUCACGGCUACUGUCCUAACCAGUACACGUGGAUCCCCGUUCUGGGAAUGACCUUGUUUGUACUGGCAUUCGCACCAGGUCUAGGACCAAUGCCGUGGACGGUCAAUGCAGAAAUAUAUCCAUUGUGGGCUCGAGGAAUAUGUAUGUCUGUUGCCACUGCCUGCUUGUGGGUUUCAAACCUCGUUGUCUCCAUGACAUUCCUUACCCUCACAGAAAAGAUCACUCCAUAUGGAACAUUCUACAUGUUUGCGGGAAUUUCAACUCUUGGCUUGUUGUUUGUUUUUUUAUUACUGCCAGAAACAAAAGAAAAAACUCUAGAGGAAGUGCAAAAACUGUUUAUGACAAAUGAUGAAAAACGUCAGAUACAAGAUUCCAAAACAACUGCAGAAAGUGAUACAAAAAUGUAAUACGGUAUUCACGAUAUAUGCAUUAUGAAAUGCGUCAAUCCAAAACCAUGUUUUAUGCUGAAUAAAAAAUUAUACUGUA
Gigantopelta aegis is the source of this 1429-nucleotide messenger RNA. Its product is annotated as proton myo-inositol cotransporter-like. Bases 1 to 1350 code for a protein of 449 amino acids. Gene Ontology annotation, biological process: transmembrane transport. The record is from RefSeq and is a predicted model, not a curated record. The transcript has 8 exons. Gene Ontology annotation, cellular component: membrane. Gene Ontology annotation, molecular function: myo-inositol:proton symporter activity. Lineage: Eukaryota; Metazoa; Mollusca; Gastropoda; Neomphalida; Peltospiridae.